GGAUGAUGGGAGAUGGAGAAAGAAGGGAGGGAGGGUAGAAACAGGAUGAAUGGAGAAGAAGAGCGUUGAAUGAGGGAGACGGUUAAGACAAGGAGAAAGAAUGAACACACACGCACACACACACACAGAGGUGACUGUGACGUCAAACCGGAGCCCAGCUGACUCGCUCGCUCCGCCGUGCCUCUCGCUGACCAGCCUCGCGCUCUCUGCACAGCUAGUACUCCACGCGGCUGCUGCUGCUGCACGCCCCUUUAAACACAGAAGAAGAAGAAGAAGAAAGGGGGCGAAAACAGGAGAACUCACGCGAAGAGACGGCUCACCAGAGGAGGAGGAGGAACUGGAGGAGGAGGAGGAGGAGGAAGGAGGCGCAGCACGGGGACAUAUAGGAUAUUUGUCUUAUUAUUUAUUUUUUUGGGCACUUUACAUGGAGACGAGCCGCUCUGCCUGGCGCGGUCUCCUCAAAGAGAUAACCGAGUAGGAUUGUUUGUUUGUCUUGGCACCGCUCCCCGACGCCCUCCUCCCUCUCUCCCUCCUUCCCUCCCUCCCUCACUCCCCAACCUCGGCCAGGUGUUGCAUCUAAGCGCGAGCCCUCGUGUUGAUGGAGAGGCGCGAGAAGGAGGGUUGAGGAGCUCGCGUACUCGACUCUGAUCCUGUCUGCGGAGCCUCGCGAGCAAAAAACAAGUUGACAAUAUUGAUUUUAUUUUUAAAGAAAGAUUCUGAUUACGGAUUUUGUUUUGCCUUCUCUGCCGCUGCGGAUUUUUACCGGAUUUGUCUUUUUUGUGGCAUCUUUUAUGAACGUUACAGAAAAACGGGAAUUAACGUGAGAUUUUGUGGGUUUAUGGUACUAUUUGGAAAAAAUGGCAAAGUAAACGGAUACAGGUGUGCCAACGACGCACGAGCCAUUUUUUUUUUUUUUUUUGGGGGGGGGGGGGUUUAAAUUAAUAAUCACAUUUCUAGCCGUCUGGUCUGCUCCCUGACACCGCUUACACCCGAACUUCCGCCUUGUUUUUUUCACGGAUCCCGGUUUUCCGUGACAGCCGUGGCACCCUUAUGGUGUGGACGGUUGGCGCACGGUGGUUCGAGGUGCCGCUUGGACACGCCGCCCGGUGUUUCUUUUAGCCCUCAGCACGGAGACACGGUGCAUGGUGAUGAUGGUACGCGGAUAAUCCCGGAGAUGCUUUUCCACUCGAGUCGGAUUCAUGGGCUGUUUCUUCAGUGGGAUCGUUUGCGUGACAAUGACCUCCAACUGCGCUUUACCCCGUGCCGUGCUCGCCGCGCCCCCGGUUCGAUGCGCACGACAGGACGUCGUCGUCUCCCCAAAAUCGCUGAGCUAACUAACUCACAACCGGGAAAGGGAGGGAUAAUAUCAAACCAAAACAACCGAUAGGAGAAGAAGACAAUAACAACAGCAGCUGCAGCAACAAGCGGCGGCAGUGAUGGAGCUGUCCGAGGUCCGGUGCUCCAGCGCCAGCGAGGAGCUGUACACAAUCAACAAGACUCCGAGCAGCAGCAACAACAGCAACAGCAGUGGCAGCGGCAGCGCGCGACCCAAACGGCUGCUGUGGCAGAACGCGGUGCGGCACAUCACCGAGCAGCGGUUCAUACACGAGCAGGGUGGGGGAGGCGGAGGAGGGGUGAAGGGCAUCGGGCCGGACGAGCCCUACGACCCGAGCCAGGGUCCGCGGAAGCAGUCGGCGGGGCGGACGUCAGUGGGAGACCGGCACAACAACGGCGGGACCAAAGUGUUCCCGGAGCGCGCCAGCAGCGACCUGGGAUUCCUGCAGAUCGACUGCGCGCCGAGCAACUCCGACUUCUUCCUGAACUGGGGCUACACGUACCGGGGUGUCAUCUUCCCCACGCUGCGGAACGCCUUCAAGUCCCGCGACCUGGAGCGGCUGUACCAGCGCUACUUUCUGGGCCAGAGGCGCAAGUCCGUGGUUGUGAUGAACAUCCUGGAUGUGGUGACCAAGCUCACCCUGCUGGUGCUGCACCUUACCCUGGCCUCCUCCCCGAUGGACCCCAUCAAAGGGACGCUCCUGGGCUUCUUCACGGGCAUCGAAGUAGUAAUUUGUGCCUUAGUGGUGGUGCGGAAGGACACCACGUCGCACGGCUACCUGCAGUACAGCGGCGUGGUCACGUGGGUGGCUAUGGCCACGCAGAUCCUGGCGGCCGGUCUGGGCUACGGGCUGCUCGGUGACGGGGUGGGAUACGUGCUGUUCACCCUGUUCGCCACCUACAGCAUGCUACCGCUGCCGCUCACCUGGGCCAUUCUUGCCGGUCUGUUCACCUCGGGGCUCCACAUCCUGGUCCAGCUGCUCAUCUCCCACAAUGCACAGCUGUCUACCAACCAGGUAGCGGCUCAGGCUGUGUUGUUCCUGUGUAUGAACACCGCUGGGAUAUUCAUCAGUUACCUGUCGGACCGGGCUCAGCGCCAGGCCUUCCUGGAGACGCGGCGCUGCAUCGAGGCUCGACUGCGACUCGAGACAGAGAACCAGAGACAGGAGAGACUGGUGUUAUCAGUCCUGCCACGUUUUGUAGUUUUGGAAAUGAUCAACGACAUGACAAAUGUAGAGGAUGAACACCUCCAGCAUCAGUUUCACAGAAUCUACAUCCACCGCUACGAGAAUGUCAGCAUUCUUUUCGCAGAUGUUAAAGGCUUCACAAACCUCUCCACGACGCUGUCCGCGCAGGAGCUGGUGCGAAUGUUGAAUGAACUCUUUGCACGCUUCGACCGCCUCGCACACGAGCACCACUGUCUACGAAUAAAGAUCCUGGGGGACUGUUACUACUGUGUGUCUGGUCUUCCUGAGCCCAGACAGGACCACGCCCACUGCUGUGUGGAGAUGGGCCUCAGCAUGAUCAAAACCAUCAGAUACGUCAGAUCGCGUACGAAACACGACAUCGACAUGCGCAUCGGGAUCCACUCGGGCUCGGUGCUCUGCGGCGUGCUGGGACUCAGGAAGUGGCAGUUUGACGUCUGGUCCUGGGACGUGGACAUCGCCAACAAGCUGGAGUCUGGAGGGAUCCCAGGGCGGAUCCACAUCUCCAAAGCCGCUCUGGACUGUUUAAACGGAGACUACGAGGUGGAGGAGGGCCACGGGAAGGACCGCAACGACUUCCUCCGCCGCCACAACAUCGAGACGUACCUCAUCAAGCAGCCGGAGGAGAGUCUGCUCACGCUGCCCGAGGACAUCAUGAAGGAGGCGGCCAGCUCGGCCGACCGCCGCGCCAGCAGCGCCACCUUCAACGAGGCGUCUUGGAGCCCCGAGCUUCCCUUCGACAACAUCGUGGGGAAACAGAACACUCUGGCUGCCCUAACGAGAAAUUCGAUAAAUCUGCUUCCAAACCAUCUCGCACAAGCUUUGCAUGUCCACUCUGGUCCUGAGGAAAUUAACAAGCGAAUAGAGAGCGCCAUCGACUUACGGAGUGGCGAUAAGUUGAGAAGAGAGCAUAUCAAGCCUUUCUCACUGAUGUUUAAAGACUCCAGCCUGGAAGAGAAGUACUCCCAGAUGAGGGACGAGGUGUUCAAGUCCAACCUGGUGUGCGCCUUCAUCGUGCUCAUCUUCAUCACAACCAUCCAAAGCCUGCUUCCCUCUGCCAGGAUGGUUACCAUGGUGAUCCAGUUCUCCGUCCUCAUCGUCCUCCACUCCUGCCUGGUCCUAGUUACUACAGCGGAGGACUACAAGUGUCUGCCUCUGGUCCUGCGAAAAGCCUGCUGCUGGAUCAACGAGACCUACGCUGCACGGAACGUCAUCAUCUUCGUCUCAAUCCUCAUCAACUUUCUGGCGGCCAUGAUCAAUAUACUGUGGUGCGACUUUGACAAGUCCAGCACCUUCAGGAACCAGACGUACAACGAGUCAGCCUCCAUCCCAGACAUCUGCUUCUACCCAGAGUACUUUGUGUUUACGGGGGUCCUGGCGAUGGUGACGUGCGCGGUUUUCCUGCGGCUGAACUCGGUGUUGAAGUUGGCGGUGCUGCUGGUGAUGAUCGCCAUCUACUCGCUGCUGACCGAGGCUUUCUACACCUCGCUGUUUGUCCGUUACGACACCGUCCACCACAACACAGAAAACUUCCUGGGAACUAAAGAGACGUCGUUGCUCCUGAUGGCCAUGUUCCUCCUCGCAGUGUUUUACCACGGCCAGCAGUUGGAGUACACAGCCCGACUGGACUUCCUGUGGCGCGUACAGGCCAAAGAGGAGAUCAACGAGAUGAAGGAGCUGAGAGAACACAACGAGAACAUGCUGAGGAACAUCCUGCCCAGCCAUGUGGCCCGCCACUUCCUGGAGAAGGACCGGGACAACGAGGAGCUGUACUCACAGUCCUACGACGCCGUGGGCGUGAUGUUCGCCUCCAUCCCGGGCUUCGCCGACUUCUACUCCCAGACCGAGAUGAACAACCAGGGAGUCGAGUGCCUGAGGCUCCUGAACGAAAUUAUUGCCGACUUUGACGAGCUGCUGGGUGAGGAACGGUUUCAGGACAUCGAGAAGAUCAAGACGAUCGGCAGCACCUACAUGGCCGUGUCCGGUCUGUCACCUGAGAAACAGCAAUGUGAAGAUAAAUGGGGUCACCUGUGCGCGCUGGCCGACUUUGCCAUCGCCCUCAACGAGAGCAUCCAGGAGAUCAACAAACACUCCUUCAACAACUUUGAGCUGAGGAUCGGUAUGGCUCACGGCUCGGUGGUGGCGGGUGUGAUCGGUGCCAAGAAGCCGCAGUACGACAUAUGGGGGAAGACGGUGAACCUGGCGAGCCGGAUGGACAGCACGGGCGUGAGCGGCAAGAUCCAGGUGCCCGAGGAGACCUACCUGAUCCUGAAGGAGCGCGGCUUUGCCUUCGAGUACCGCGGCGAGAUCUACGUGAAGGGCAUCAGCGAGCAGGAGGGCAAGAUCCGAACGCACUUCUUGCUCGGCCGGGUGCAGCCCAACCCGCUCAUCCUGCAGCCGCGCAAAAUCACCGGCCAGUACUCGCUGGCGGCCGUGGUGCUCGGCCUGGUGCAGUCUCUCAACCGGCAGAAGCAAAAGCAGAUCCUCAACGAGAACAACAACUCGGGCAUCAUGAAGGGCCACCACCACUACAACCGGAGGACGUUGUUAGCGCCCGGUGGCUCCGAGGUGGGAGGGGGGCAUCACGUCGAAGCCGCUGAUAAGACUGAGCUGUCCUGAAGAGCAGACUGGAGUUUAAGUUCCACGCAGAUUUGUCAGAGGCAGAGACGCUCUUCAGGCAAAAAUAAUCCCAGUGGUUGAGUUAGACCUCAGAGGGUGCAGCUAAAGAACAGUGGUCAUGUGAGGAUACAGUAACAGUAGAAAGUUCUUCAGGAGUCAUAACAACCCAAAAUGUAACCUGGUUCCAGAUCUCUGACUCGCUGCAGAUUCACCAACUGUUGUGCUGUAUUCUCAGUUGGAAAAGCAACUGACCAAUCAGAGCUUUGCAGCUAAGAUCAGUAAUUGGGACAUCAACUUUCUGUACCAGAACCUGAAAGAGUCUGGAUGAGGUUAAAGGAGUUUGUGUCGACUCACAGUGGCACCAAUGCGAUGAAUACGUUCAACACUACUUGUUGGCGCACGAUGGAAUCCGUUACUAGUUUCAACAAAUCUCUUUAAACUCUAAUUAUGGCUUGUGUAUAUCUGGAGUAUCUUGCUCAUACAUGGGUUGUGAGUAUCGCUUAGAACGUCAGGAAAUGAUCUCAUGUUGCAAAUUGGAAAUUUGGUGAAUCAACCCCUGAGUGUUAAACAAGCAGAUUGGUUGUUUUAAUUCCUGUCAUGAGGUGAGCACAAGAACCCAGCCUGAAAACUUUAUCUGCAAACCAGAGAAGUAUGUUCCAGCUUUAAAGGUACCCUGUGGAGUUUUUGUCCACUAGCAGCAUUAUGGAGGAAUGUUUUCACAUGUGGGUUCCCGUUUUGUUUGGUCUGGUGAUACACAUUUCUGCCAAGCGUUUCACACUAUUCCACUGACCUUCAGGUGGCGGUAACACACCAGAAAACUCAGCGAUGCACCAGCAAAGGCAGGGAAAAGGAAGACUGCCCGUUAUAAUAUCCAUGGAUGUAAAGAAUGCAGGUGUCAGACUUAAGAAAAAUUGGUUUUAUGAGAAAGGAAAUGCACACAGCAAGUUCAUUAGACCUCAAGGAUACACACAAUGAAUGUAAACAGAAACUGUGUUUACAAGAAAACUCCACAGGGCCCCUUUAAGUGAAGGUGGGAUAUCUGGGGGAAAAAAAAACAUGCUACAUACUUAUUUUAGACGGGUUGGACGCUACUACCUGAACAUUAUGAGGUUAAUCAGUGGGUUAGCUUCGCUGAGCUAACAAGUUCAAAUGCGAGCUUUCUAGGUAAGCUAGUAAAUUAGCCUGCUGACCUUUCAACAUCAUGAAUAUCAGGUAAGAAUGAAUGACUUGACUUGCAAAAAUUGCUUUGAAAAAAAGUUCCCUUGGCUCCUCCCACUGAUGUUUAACUCAGCCAAUGAGAUUACUUCUGCCUCGUGAAUCAGCUCCGCUUCCGAUGAAUGUUUGUAGAGCUGAAACUCCACUUUGUUCCUGAAG
Molecule: messenger RNA, 6533 nt
Organism: Seriola aureovittata
Lineage: Eukaryota; Metazoa; Chordata; Actinopteri; Carangiformes; Carangidae
Gene: adcy8
Product: adenylate cyclase 8 (brain)
Exons: 18
Coding region: 1437-5159 (1240 amino acids)
Biological process (GO): intracellular signal transduction; cAMP biosynthetic process; adenylate cyclase-activating G protein-coupled receptor signaling pathway
Cellular component (GO): plasma membrane
Molecular function (GO): adenylate cyclase activity
Source: RefSeq, a predicted model, not a curated record